This is a messenger RNA of Lepisosteus oculatus (spotted gar), 6918 nucleotides long. The record is from RefSeq and is a predicted model, not a curated record. Lineage: Eukaryota; Metazoa; Chordata; Actinopteri; Semionotiformes; Lepisosteidae.
ACAGGGUGGCACCCAUAAAACGUCCUGGAAGAGCACUAUGGCUGUGAUGUACUCCAUUCGAACCCUUCCCUCCAUGCGGUAUCGGGAACAGGCUGAAGAAGAUGGGGUGGAGGAUAUGACCCAGCUGGAGGAGCUCCAUGAAGGCACUGUGCUAUAUAACCUGAAGAAAAGGUUCAAUCGAGAAUUAAUUUAUACGUACAUUGGCAGUAUCCUAGUCUCUGUGAACCCCUAUAAGAUGUUUAAUAUCUAUGGGACCGACGUGGUGUUGCAGUAUGAGGGACGGGCACUGGGAGAGAAUCCACCACAUCUUUUUGCGAUUGCAAAUGUUUCUUACACGAAAAUGAUGGAUGCCAAACAGAACCAGUGCAUUAUUAUCAGUGGAGAAAGUGGAUCCGGCAAGACAGAAGCCACAAAGCUUGUCCUGCGAUACCUAGCAGCGAUUCAUCACAAACGAAACAUCACACAGCAGAUCCUUGAAGCAACUCCUCUUUUGGAAUCUUUUGGAAAUGCCAAAACUGUCAAGAAUGAUAAUUCAAGCAGGUUUGGGAAAUAUGUGGAAAUCUUUUUGGAAGAGGGUGUGAUCAGUGGUGCCAUAACCUCUCAGUAUCUACUUGAGAAGUCCAGGAUUGUAUUUCAGGCCAAAAAUGAGCGGAACUAUCACAUUUUUUACGAGAUGCUUGCGGGCCUUUCUGCCGAACAGAAACAGAGAUUCUACCUUCAGGAGGCAGAGACGUACUAUUACCUCAACCAGGGUGGCUACUGUGAAAUCCCUGGAAAGAGUGAUGGUGAGGACUUCCGGAGGCUCCUCAGCGCCAUGGAAAUUCUGAGCUUCAGUGUCGAAGACCAGAACAGCAUCUUCAGGGUCCUGUCUUCCAUCCUGCACCUGGGAAACGUGUACUUCGAAAAAUACGAGACAGAUUCCCAGGAGGUAGCAUCAGUGGUGAGUGCCCAGGAGAUCCGGGUGGUGGCGGAACUUCUCCAGAUCUCUCCAGAGGGGCUGCAGAAGUCCAUAACCUACAAAAUGAUGGAAACCAUGAGGGAGAAAAUAUUCACUCCUCUCACUGUGGAAAGUGCAGUUGAUGCCAGAGAUGCAAUUGCCAAGAUCCUGUACUCCCUUCUGUUCAGCUGGCUCACAGACAGGAUAAACAAGCUGGUUUACCCAAGGAAUGAAGCCCUCUCUAUUUCCAUUCUCGACAUUUAUGGAUUUGAGGACCUCUCCUUCAACAGCUUUGAGCAGCUGUGCAUCAAUUACGCAAACGAGUACCUGCAGUUCUUUUUCAAUAGGAUUGUGUUUAAGGAGGAGCAGGAUGAAUAUAUCAGGGAGCAGAUUGACUGGAAAGAGAUCGCUUUCAGUGACAAUCAGGCCUGCAUUGACCUCAUUUCCCAGAAGCCCUAUGGGGUCCUGCGAAUACUCGACGACCAGAGCUGUUUCCCUCAGGCAACAGACCACACCUUCCUUCAAAAGUGUCACUAUCACCAUGGUAACAACACCCUCUACUCAAGGCCAAAGAUGCCACUUCCUGAAUUCACCAUCAAGCACUUUGCUGGCAAAGUCACUUACCAGGUCCACAAGUUCCUAGACAAGAAUUACGAUCAGGUUCGCCAGGAAGUGCUGGAUCUCUUCACCCAGAGUAGAAACAAGAUGGUGGCAAACCUCUUUUCUAGCCACGCCCAGUUCCUCUCCCAGCAGAAGUCCCUCCUGAGGAAGAACAGCACAGUGACCAGGAGAUACCAGCCUCCCACAGUGGCAGCCAAAUUCCAGCUGUCCCUCCUGGAGCUGGUGGAGAAGAUGGACAGGUGUAACCCAUUUUUUGUACGCUGCUUAAAGCCAAAUAAUAAGAAGGAGCCUGGCUUAUUUGAGGUUGAAGUGGUUAGCACCCAGUUGCGCUACUCUGGAAUCUUAGAAACCAUUCGUAUCCGAAAGGAGGGCUUUCCUGUGAGAAUCCCUUUCCAAAUCUUCAUUAACAGAAAACGUUAUGUGAAAAUGAGAGCAAGCCUGAUCAAAUUCCGUUCCUUGAUCCACAUGUAUGUCAACCGCAAGAGAUACAUCAAGGAGCUCACAAGAAGAGAGGUCAUCAAUGUCACUCACCUGGUCAUCCCAGCGGAGCUGGGGGGGCUGCUGCAGGCUGUUGCAGCUGGUAAAGAACUGCACUCUGGUUGCCUGGCCCUGGUCCAAGCCCCAAAGAUACCAACUGAGACCCAACUCACUCUGCCCCUAGACAUCAACAACUACCCCAUCUCCAAAUACAUUCAAGUCCAUUUCCAGGAACCUCAGUUUGGAAUGCUGACAGCUCCCCUGGAUCACCCCCUAACCCACGUUGAAGAGGAGUUGAGACAGGAGGCUCUGAAUGUCUUUAUAAUGGUUUUGCGGUUCAUGGGGGACCCGCAUCUUAACGGGGCCCAGGAGAACCUCUUUGGGAACUACAUCCUCCAGAAGGGCCUGUCCAUGCCUGAGCUGAGGGAUGAGAUCCUUUCCCAGAUCGCCAAUCAGGUCUGGAAGAACAGCAACACCGUCAAUGCUGAGCGGGGCUGGCUCCUGCUGUCGGCCUGCCUGAGUGCGUUCGCACCUUCGUCAAAGCUGGAGAAGUACCUCCUGAAGUAUGUCUCAGACUAUGCCUACAAUGGCUACAAAGCUGUUUGCCAGCAUAGGCUCAUCCAGGCCAUGCAGAAGUCCCAGUAUGGCCCAGAGACAGCCAGAACCUACCCGCUUUCUCUACUGGAGUGGACAGCCAAUAGGAAACGUGCAAGCAUGGUACUGCAAGUGCAUUGCUUGGAUGGCGAAUCCUUCCUGUGUCCUGUUCACUCCUGGACCACUGGAGAGGAGCUGGCAGGAGACGUGUUGCGCCACAGGGGUGUGACAGAGGGCUGGAGGGGCUGCUCCAUUUCCAUGAAGGACCAGAGCCAGUGGGUGGAGCUGGCAGGACACGAUUACGUGAUGGAUCUCAUCUCCGACCUGGAGUUGAUCCCAGACUUCCCCAAGCAGAAAUCCUACUUCCUCAUCUCCUCCGAAGGUCCAGCCAGAGUCAGGCCCAAUGCCAAUGUCAGCGUGUUUGGGAAUGGAUUUGAAUCUGACGAGGACAGCCCUGUCCCUCAUGCCACGCGGUCCCCGGGCCUGCCAGCUUCCAGCCUGCCCGACUCCGAUGGGUAUCACAGCCACGUUGUGUCAACCAGGAUGAAGGGGGGAGGCAAGACUGGGGGAGGGGGCGGUGACAGAGAGCCGAGAGGGGCCAGCGAUCGCCCUGCCUCCGGACAGCAGCCCGUGGUGCCAGUGAUGUCAGCAGUGGGAGAGGUGAUGCCAGGAAUGCAGUCAAUGCCUAUGAUGCCAACAAUACCCAAUGUGCCAGGUUUGGACCAGUCGCUGUUGGCUCAGCAACAAGCCUUCAUCAAUCAGCAAGCAUUCCUCCUGGCCCAGCAGAUGACAAUGCAGGCCAUGGCUCUCCAGCAGCAGAUGAGCAGUGCCGCUAGUCCGGUCACCAGCACAGCGACCAGCCCCAUCUCCAGUCACCCCUCCAGCCCAGUGUUCCAGCCACGUUCUGGUGCCAGCAUCGCCCCCCUGCCCCGGGCUUCUGUGCCUACUCCGAGCAAACCACCACGAAGCAGCCAUACCCAUAAGCCAAUUCCUGCCCCGGCUAUGAAGAGGGAAAGGCCUGCCUAUCAGAAAUCAGCAGCUCCUGCCUCGUCCCAAACCCAUGGGGUCCCCGCAGAGGAGCUGGUGCGGUACACUAUAACCAACUCGGAGCACCUGGAACCCAGCCACAACAUCAAAGACAUCAUCAGACAGUAUCAGUACCCCAGUCCAGCCAGGAGCACAGAGCCAGCCAGGAGGGAAGGUGGGAAAGUGUUUACGAAGAAGAAAGACCCACAUGAUGAGGCCUUAAUGAUCUUAAAAGGACAACUGACUUCUUACACCCCUCAGAAAAGUUCUGUUCCUGCUGCCCCCUAUGGUACCAAGGAGAAGGGAUACCAGGAGGGCACUGCCAACAUGAAGCCAGCCGGUAGCACCAAAGCGAUGAGAGCUGCACCUCCGAUGCCAGCGGGGUCCUUCCGGAGCCCCAGAGCCCCAGUGGUUUUCCGGGAGCUGCCAGUGGAGGCUGAGAAAAUCCAAACGCAGUUACACAGGAUGAGCAGUGACGAGCACUUCACCUAUACCAACGUGUCCUGGAAGAUCUACGUCCGGAAGGAGGUUUUUUACCCCAAGGAUAGCAUAAACAAUCCAUUAGUGUUGGAUCUCAUAUUUACACAGAUUGUCAGUGACACCUUUUCAGAUGCAUGCAUUCGAAUUACAAAGGAGGAGAGACUGAAGAUGAAGGCAUUGUUUGCGGAGGAAGGGGUUGAGCCUGGAUCAGUGGUGAAGGACGAGAGUGUGAAGAAGAGAAUCGUCACCAUGGCCAGAGACUCCUGGGAAAUCUACUUCUCACGCCUCUUCCCAGCCACCGGCAGCGUUGGCACGGGUGUUCAGAUACUGUCGGUUUCACACAGCGGGAUCAAGCUGCUGAAGAUGAUGAAGAGCAGUGCCUCUGCCCCAGAGCACUUCAGAGUCCUGAGGGCCUACAGCUAUACUGACAUCAUGUUUGUCACAAUCCCGUCAAAGAACAUGCUGGAGUUCAACCUGACGAACGAAAAGUUGAUUCUCUUUUCAUCCAAAGCUCUUCAGGUCAAAUCUAUGAUUGACUACUUCAUCAAAGAGCUGAAGAAGGAUUCUGACUAUGUGGUUGCCGUGAGAAAUUACGUUACAGAUGACCGGACUCUGCUGAGCUUCCAUAAGGGUGACAUCAUCCGUUUGCAGCCAAUGGAAGGUCUGGAGGCAGGCCACUUCUAUGGCUGCAUCGUGAGAAAGAAGGUGAUGAACUUGGAGGAGUUAAAGAAAGGCACACCUGACUUUGGCUGGAAGUUUGGAGCGAUCCACGGCAGGUCGGGGAUAUUCCCGGCGGAGUACGUCCAGCCGGUGGCCGCCCCCGACUUCAUCAACCUGCCCGUGGACAAGAAGGAGGAGCCCAAGGACAAGCAGGGCCGGGUGGCGGCCUCGGCAGCCGUGGCCGUAGCCGUGGCGUCCGCAGCCGCCGCCCACGAGCUGGACCGCAGCAUCGAGCUGUCUCCUGCCAGCAGCGAGUAUGCUGAGGCCCAAGGGGAAUACGCAGCUGUGGAGAUCGAUGAGCGAAUACUGCAGGACAGUCAAUACACCAUGGUCGAGUUUGCCAAGAAGUACUUCAGGGAAGCCCAGAGGAAAAAGAGAGAAUCCUACAAACAGAAGUCAAAGAAAGGCAAAGAUUCCAGAGACCCUGCUGAAAUGGUGAAAUACACUAAGUCUCCGAUUCAAGAGUCUUUAAUAGACUUCAGUGACGAAGGCAUGAACAAAGUUGCUGCAGAGGUUUUCCUGGCUGUGAUGAAGUUCAUGGGCGAUUACCCUCUGAAAGGUCAAACCGAGCAGGAUGUUGUCUGCACCAUUCUGAAGCUCUGUGGAGAGUACGGGCUUUUGAAGGAUGAGGCUUACUGCCAGGUCAUCAAGCAGGUCACCUCCAACACCAGCUCCAAAACGGACAGCUGCCAGAGGGGGUGGAGGCUGCUGUACAUUCUCACUGCCUACAACCGCUGCUCGGAGGUGCUGAAGCACUACCUGCUAAAGUUCCUGCAGGACGUCUGCAGGAGCCCGGGGCUGCAUUUCCAAGGAAUUGCUAAAGCUUGUGAACAAAACCUAAGGAAGACGUUCCAGUUUGGAGGCCGGAGCCAGUUUCCCAGUGGCAUGGAGCUUAAGGCCAUGGUGGCUGGGAGAAGCUCCAAGAGGCAGUUGUUUCUACUUCCUGGAGGAAUCGAGCGACACCUGAAGAUCAAAACGUGCUCAAUCUCCCUUGACGUCGUCGAGGAGCUCUGCUAUGAAAUGGGCUUGCACAGGCCAGAGGCCAUGGAUGAGUACGCCAUCUUUGUUGUCACGAACAGGGGCCAGAACGUCCGUCCGCUGAACAAGAAGGAGUACAUCUUGGAUAUCGCCACAGAGGCGGAGCAGAUUGACAGCAACUACACCUUCUGGUUCAGGAGGGUGAUCUGGUGCCAGCCGCUGAAAUUUGACAAUGAGCUCUGCGUCACCAUGCACUACAACCAGGUCCUCCCAGACUAUCUGAAGGCUUUGCUCAAUGUUGUGCCUCAGGGGAAAGUCAGCGAGCAGCAGCUGCAACAGGUGUCCAAGCUGGCGGCCCUGCAGCACCGUGCCAAGGACAGCAUCUACCUGCCCACUGUCCGGGAGGUCCAGGACUACGUCCCAGCUCAGCUGUAUGGGCAGCAGCGGCCGCAGCCCUGGCUCAACAUGGUGACCCAGCACAUGCAGCAGGUCCAGGCCUUGAGCCCCCACCAGGCCAGGGCGCAGUUCCUUGGGCUGGUGAGCGCCUUCCCGAUGUUUGGCUCCACCUUCUUCUACAUCCAGAGCAGCAGCAACAGCUCCAUCGUCGCUCCCUGCAUCCUGGCCGUCAACCAGAAUGGGCUCAACUUCAUCAACAAGGACACUCAUGAGCUGCUGAUGAAGUUCCCCCUGAAGGAAGUGCAGUCCACUCGUACACAGAGGCCCACAUCCGGCUCCAGCUUCCCCUAUGUGGAGAUCAUGCUGGGAGAUCUGAUGUCGCAGCGCAUCACCCAGCUGCAGCUUGAGCAGGGACUGGAGUUGUGUCGCGUCAUUGCCAUGCACAUGGAGAAUCUCCUGUCGGCCCGGGAGAAACGGCUGACUCUGCCCCCCAGCGAAAUCACUCUCCUCUGACCCAGCAACCCCCUUCCUGAUUUAGAAUGCACAUGGGUUUUACAUCAUGCAUCAUCAGACAAAAAUGCUGGAUUUCAGCUACCUCUGUUUUCUUAAACUGCUUUUAAGUGUUUAAAACAAGUUAUCUAUUAAUUUCACUAUUUAUCUGAGUAAUCAUUUAUUUUUACUGCAAAGGA